GCAUUUGUAUUGAACCAAUUGAAAGAAGAAGAAAAAAACAUGGCAUUGCAAUUACAUAAUCUCUUCAUAAUAAUUUUUACCCUUCUAUUCCUCUCAACUCUUAUUCAAUCUACAACAUGUGCAUCAAACUCCACCACAAAAUCCACUUCAACAACCUACAAAAAGUUUUUAAAGACUCAAUGCAAUUCAACCACAUACCCAAAUGAUUGUUACAAGUCACUUUCUCCAUACACAUCAAAAAUCAAAACAAACCAAAUGACACUCACCAAAGUCUCUAUCUAUCUAGCUCUAAAAUCAGCAAGAAGUGCAUCAACCACAUUGAAGAAACUAAGUUCCAAGAAGCUAACACAUGAUGAAACAUUGGUCAUUGCCGAUUGCAGAGAAAACAUCGAUGACACGGUGGAUCUACUCGAGCAAUCGUCUGACGGGCUCGUGCAUUUGAAUGGUACUACAACUAGUGAUGAUAGGUUUAAAUGGGAUACCAUAAAGACAUGGAUGAGUGCUGCUAUAACUGAUGAGGGAACAUGUACGGAUGAGUUGGAUGAAAUGGAAGUGAGAUCUUCAAUAAAGAAGAUGGUUAACACAAGUGUUGGUAAAGUUACUUCUUUGACAAGCAAUGCUUUGGCUUUUGUUAAUAGGCUUGCCUAUUAAUCAUGGUUUUAAAUGUGUUCAACCGCCAUUGUGGCCGCAAUAUAAAAGAUUUUGAAGUCUCUGCAAUGGCAUCGCAAUUGCGAGCAUAUGGCUGCAUUUUGUGUAAUAUAAAGAUUUGCAGCAUUACUUCAAUUGAAAUUUAAAAACCUGUUUAUUAGUCAUUCAAUCAAGGAAACCAUUAUGUUGUAUGAUAUAUGUUUUGUUUUUUAAACAGUCAAAAUUGAUUAUUAGUAUUUGUUAGAAUAUGAUAUAUGUUUCCAUUCCAUAUAUACGACAAUUGGGCGUGUAAUUUUUCAUUUUUUAUUUUAGAUAUAGUUUAUACUAGUGUUGUUUCAUACCAAGGUUAAUGUAAAAUUUGUGGCUUUUACAAUGUGAUUAUUAUUCCUA
Messenger RNA from Medicago truncatula (barrel medic), 1038 nucleotides. Its product is annotated as pectinesterase inhibitor 4. NCBI's taxonomy places the organism in Eukaryota, Viridiplantae, Streptophyta, Magnoliopsida, Fabales, Fabaceae. Gene Ontology annotation, molecular function: enzyme inhibitor activity. The transcript has a single exon. Gene Ontology annotation, biological process: negative regulation of catalytic activity. The record is from RefSeq and is a predicted model, not a curated record. Bases 40 to 651 code for a protein of 203 amino acids.